Messenger RNA from Arabidopsis lyrata subsp. lyrata, 892 nucleotides. RefSeq names its product EPIDERMAL PATTERNING FACTOR-like protein 8. The record is from RefSeq and is a predicted model, not a curated record. The transcript has 2 exons. Lineage: Eukaryota; Viridiplantae; Streptophyta; Magnoliopsida; Brassicales; Brassicaceae. The coding region runs from base 551 to 853 and encodes 100 amino acids. Gene Ontology annotation, biological process: stomatal complex development; guard cell differentiation.
AUAAAUUAAUGUAAAUGCUUUUGAUUUUCUCCGACAAACUUUAGCUAUCUUCUAUUGGUCGUCAAUUCUACCAAUUGGCAUCAUUUGAUAUGUCUCUUGUCUCGUCAGUCCUCAUCCGUCCCCAACUUCCAUCGUGGUUCGAGAUGACCGGAUUAUGAUUUUGGUUUCAAUAACAGAAGACAAUGCCAAUUUGGUGGGUUUGUUUUAUGAUAUUUUUUGGUUCCAAACUAAGUGAUUUUGUGAAGGUUAGACGGAAAUCAUAAUGCAAUUAAUUAGUCUUUUAUUUGUGUACGUAUAUCACCAUGCGAUACCUCAUUUUCAGAAUGAUCACACUGAGCCAGGACAGCUUAGCCGGCCAAAUGGAAAUAAGGGGGCAUGCUCUUUCCCCAUGCAAAUGUAUCCUAUUAAUAUUAGUGUAUCUAUACACAUGCACCUAUAUACAUGUAUUUAUGUACUAAAGCUUGUGUAUGCUAUAUAUAUAUAUAUACCAAAAGCAUGUGUAUGCAUGCUAUAUAACUUUGGGUUUGGGUUUUGAGAAAAUUGUCAAGAUAUGGAUUCAUCAAGAAAUUAUAAACGAUGUAGUUUUGGAGCUGCACUGUUCGUUGUCAACAUCUUCUUCUCUCUCAUAUCUCUACACUACAAUAUAUCUGGGGCACAUGGUCAUCAACAAAGAAUGAAACAAUCGGUUUUUGGUUCAGAGCCUCCCGUGUGUGCGACAAAGUGCCUGAACUGCAAGCCUUGCCUUCCUUAUCUAUUUGACAUUCGUGGUGCUCAUGAUGAUGAUGAUGAUAGUGAACCAUACUAUCCGGUUAAGUGGAUUUGUAGAUGUAGAGACAGAGUAUUUGAACCUUAAGAACAGUAUAUAUACAUUAUUUAUAUAGUGUUUUGCUAA